AUGGAUAGGAGAUCUUUGAUUCAGGAGAUGCAUGGCUUAGGAGAUAUGGGUGUGCAUUUUGAAUUUUCAAGGACAAAUGCAUUGUUCACACAUUUUAGGGUUAGACCUAUUUUAAUAGACCGAAUUAAAGCUACACAAAGGAAAUAUGAGUUUGUGGCCAAGGCCUUAGAGGACCCUCAGGGAAGGAAGGGAAAAAUGUUUACUAAAGGUAUAAAUGGUGUAUUGAGGUAUGGAACCAGACUUUAUGUGCCCAACAGUGAUGGAUUGAGGAGAAAAAUACUAAAAGAGGCGCAUAUGGCAGCGUGCGUGGUACAUCCAAGAGCUACAAAGAUGUAUCAAGAUUUAAGGGAGUUAUACUGGUGGGAAAGACUUAAGAAAUAUGUAGCUGAGUUUGUUGCUAAGUGCCUAGUUCGUCAACAAGUUAAAGUAGAGCACCAAAGGCCCGUAAGACUACUACAACCAUUACCGGUGCACGAAUGA
This is a messenger RNA of Theobroma cacao (cacao), 480 nucleotides long. The record is from RefSeq and is a predicted model, not a curated record. NCBI's taxonomy places the organism in Eukaryota, Viridiplantae, Streptophyta, Magnoliopsida, Malvales, Malvaceae.